Molecule: messenger RNA, 2568 nt
Organism: Psilocybe cubensis
Lineage: Eukaryota; Fungi; Basidiomycota; Agaricomycetes; Agaricales; Agrocybaceae
Exons: 17
Coding region: 1-2568 (855 amino acids)
Source: RefSeq, a predicted model, not a curated record
AUGGUGUUUGCUCUUGUGGCUUCGGGAGUGUUGCUUUCCAUCUUCGACGCUCUACCUGCCUCGAGCUCUAUCAUCUACAGUAUUCCUAAGUCUCUUUAUCGUUUCAAUCACAUUAUGGUUUCCAUCAACUCUGCUUAUGCUCCUGCUUCUCCCAAGCCUACAUAUGCCGAUGUGGUUGCUGGUGAUCGCUCGCCCUCUGCUGAAUACAAACAUCGUCCUGCAAAAGGCAUUCGCAACGUCAUAAUCCACGUCAAACCCGACAACAAAGAAGAUUCUUUUUCUGUUGCCACUGACUCUGAUGACGGACCGUUAGACAGCGUCGCCUCUCGCAUUGCUGCCGCAAAGGUCGUCAAACCGGGGAACAAGACUGUUGCGAAACGCGAUAUCGAAGAUGCUGCGCUCGUUUGUUCCGAUGAGGAGUUGCCAGCCCGAAUUUCCCCUCCGAAGAAGAGUCGUACAUCCGUCAGCGCGAACGUUGAUGCGACUGUCAAUCACGUAUCUUACUCGAGUGAUUCUUCGGUCGAAGUCAUUCGAGUCGUCGAUAAUUCAGCCAACGCCCGAUAUCAGAAGGGUAUUAGUGAUGCCAUAUUAGUCGAUGAUUCAUCCGCGGAUGAAAUGGUCUCUGUUCAUCCUACCAGCGGAGCAAAACCGAAUAAACAGAAAGGCAAGAAGCCACAGAAGACAAUGCCCCAAACGGUCCGUAUCAAACAAGAGCCUGGCAUUGUCAUAAAGCAAGAAGCAUCUGCUCGUCCCACGUCCGUAUUGCCCUCUGAAGUUAUGGUUAAGAAAGAGUCUGUCGAUGUUCAUAUCCCUCUUGCACCGGAUAACGUUGCGUCCACCCCCACAAAGAAAGACAAAGGAAAAUCAUCCGUUUCAAAGAAGGGCUCUGUUGGGAUUCGUAGAUCCGCUCGGCGUUCGGAAGCUGCGAUCGAGCGAGUACCUCUGUCGGUGUCUCCGCUGAAGAUUGGGUCUGAAAUUUCUGGAUCUGCUGUUUUGUCUCCACCCAUUACUUUGCAGGGUGAUGCUGAUUCUGAUAUCAACCCCUUCUUGCCGUCACCUGAAGUCAUUUUGGGCACCAAAAUUCCAGGAAAAGGCAAAUCCAUUCGCAUUGUUCUUCCCAGCGGUCCAAUCGAUCUUCACGAAGAUGAAGCUAUGAUGUUUGCGCACGCGGUCAGAGAGAGUCGAAUGCAUCAGACCACUUAUCCAUCUUCCAAUGCUCUCCCCAGCGGUCCUUCCUCUAGCAAGUUGCUCAAAGCGCUCGAUGAUGCGUAUGAAAAGUACAGUGAAGCAGAUGCUCUUAAAACCGAACAUUCGACUUUGGACCCCCCUGUUCAAUUUAAGGCGUCUGUAAUAAGUGCCAAAUCUAUCGACGCGCAUUCUGAUGUGGUUAUGGCCAGUCUUUCUGAACAGCCAAAAACUCGACAAGUGCAGUUUCAAUCUUCUUUGACAGCUGUUCCAAUCAAUGCCGCUGUUGAAGCUCCCCCUACACCUGUCACUCCAGUUCGAGUUCCCCGCAAGUUCAAGGAUGUUGUGCCUGCCGGUCCUGUGAACAAAACUCCCAGUCUUGGAUUGAACGGGCCGGCUCUGAUGGAGGAUACCAUGCGCUUCUCGGUCAAACAUCUGCCGAAGAAAUGCGAAGUUACGAAGACAGAUUUACAAGAUAGUCUUUUAGAAAGCACUUACGUUGACCUUCCCAAUCUUCAGCAUGGUAUUCUCAAGCAAUGGAACUCGCCUAAUGUCAUGGCACCAGUCGACUGUGUUUCUUUUUCUCUCUGCGGUGAGAAUUUCCCUGAGAUGAAUUUUGAAAACGCUUAUGACGCUGUGACUUUUGUAAGGAACAAGAACUUUAUCAAUCCUUCGCGGGUUUCGCCUCUGGACGUCAGCAUCCUGUAUAUGGGAAACGAUCGUAAGCGUGCCACUUUGCAGUGCAACUCGGUGCCUGCUAUCUGCCUGAGUGCAAUUCUCACCCGCGAUUCGUAUCUAUUGGAGCCGAUAUCCAAAGGACUGUGUAACAAAUUUUUGUCUGGUCACAUGAUGCACCAGGAGUGGGAACGCUUCGCUGGAUUUGCUUGCAUGGCGUUCGGACAUCAGGUUAUGGUAGCCUCUAUCCGUGAUAAGGCAAUCACCUUUGGCACUAUGGGAACACUCACUCAAAUAGCGGAGCGGGAAUCAAUCUCUCCUUCAAAACCUCCUAGGACACCCGGCAUACUUUCUGGACAGAAAGAUGCCAAACUCCAAGGAGGAAGCCGAAAAGCACUUAAAUCAAGCACCAGGUUCAAGACCAUGAUGGAUUCAACCGACACUAUUCCCAUAUAUGAUUCACGUAACCAUGCCUUCAAUUUCAACACUGACCUCGACCGGUUAGACGAAUUGCUACCUAGAUGGCGUCGCGGAGAGAUUCCACCUAACUCCUUUGUUAUGGUGGCGUACACUAUGACUCAAUACGAGAAGGAACGGUCAUUUCAUCUGUGUACCAACAUACAGUAUGCCGUUGUGUUCGGUACGGAACACGAUACCAGCGACAUAGAGGCAGAACAGGAGUCCUUUGCAGGUUUUGAUGAAGACUGA